Molecule: messenger RNA, 771 nt
Organism: Sipha flava (yellow sugarcane aphid)
Lineage: Eukaryota; Metazoa; Arthropoda; Insecta; Hemiptera; Aphididae
Product: larval cuticle protein A3A-like
Exons: 4
Coding region: 125-679 (184 amino acids)
Cellular component (GO): extracellular matrix
Source: RefSeq, a predicted model, not a curated record
UGUUCUGUAGUACACACGUCGCACUCGAAUAUGGACACAUAGCCGCAGAACGUCCGUUUUCAUUUCACCUCGUGCACGUGUACGCGUGUGUUUUGAUAUUUAAUUUAGAACUUCGUUAAACAAAAUGACCAUCUCCAUAUUACAAGUAAUACCAUGUUUACUACUAUUAGUAAAUAUAUCGUUGUCAAGGCCAAGAUAUCCAGGUCAAUCAGAUAUUGAUUAUUACGUACCGGUCAGUUACAUGUACAAGUAUGGCGUGCACGACCCGUCUACGGGUGAUAUUAAACAUCAAUCGGAAGAGCGGACCGGCGAUGUGGUCAGAGGGCAGUACAGUCUUGUGGAACCCGACGGCACUGUACGCACAGUAGACUACACGGCCGAUCCGGUGCAUGGCUUCAAUGCGGUGGUCAGCAAGUCUGAUAUCCCAGUACACGGAUCCAAAAAAACUCGGAACGUCAUCCGGACAAUUCCUGUGGUCGUCCAUCCUAGCACAGCUAGAGACGAUGACCCGCUAUCGGCCAGAGGACCGAUAACUUUCCCGAAAAAUGAGCAAGAAGAGAUUAAAAUUACCGCACCAGUAUAUGAAGAGUAUUAUGAAACCAAUGUCAUAAGUCCUUACGAUGUAGAUGAAAAUUAUGAACAACAUUCAAAUUAUUUUAACGAUUACUCCAAUUAUUAAAACUCAAUCGCUUGGAUGAAAUUAGCGGUAAAUGCUCAUGUUUUUGAAAUGUAAGAAAAAUUAUUUAUUAAUAUUAUUAUAAAAAUUGUAUA